AUGCGGGCUGUCGAGCAGCCACAUCUAUGGCCAGCCUUCUCGUCCCUGCCCAUCGAGCUGUUUUUGAACGUUCUUGACCAACUUGUCGGGACCCGGGACGGACGCCAACCGAUUGCAUAUGCGCCUUCCGAUCCAAUCACAAAGGCACUGCGCGCCUUGACACUGGUCUCAAAAGGGCUUUAUCCUGCAACUUCCGGAUAUCUCUACACCCAUUGUCUCUAUUUACACACCUCCACAAAUUUUAGCCGCUUCCGGAGGACUCUCGGAUUCGACCGAGGAUACGGGCGCCACCCCGAUGCUCUCCAGGAUGGCCAACCUAGCAGGCAUGAAAGGCUUUUUAUGGAUGCAAAUCUUCUUUCUCAUAUCACCUCACUGUUUAUAUCCCCGCAAAAGACGAACGAAUGUGGAUCCCCCAAGGUCUGGCUUUCGCAGGUGAUAGACCUUUGCAAUACUGUUGGACCUACCUUGAAGCGUCUUGCAAUGGACCUCGGACCGGUUUAUUCUCCUCGCUCCUCGGUGCAACGAAUCAACCCACAUGUACGGGCGAACAACAUCUUCUCCACGAUGCUCAACUUGGAAGAGUUAGUUUGCUCAUACGAGAUCACGGAAUACUUCCCAUACCCACCUCCAAAUCUCAAGCGGCUUGCCAUAACGUCUCAAAAGGCCGACAAGGCAUUCAUGAAGUUUUGUUUCUCAAUCCCAACCCUGGAGACUUUGUUUUUCCUUCGACAAUCCGAACUAGAGGCUUUUCAUAUACAGGCUUUGUUUGAUCACUUCAUUGGCCGCCAUUUGAACGUUGUGCUGAUCGACAUCUCCUCGAAUCACCAGACUCCAGAAAGUACCAGAGACUGGAUGCCUGAGGACCGUGUCGUGAUAUACGAGGCCGACGUGCCGAAGUCGUACUAUGGAGAUGAAGACGAUUUGGUGCUCUGUGAUGAUUGGGUGUGGACGAAUGCGGUGAACGGAACACUGUGGAAUCAAGAGCGCAGGAGAAUGCGAAGUUGGAGUGAGGUGAAGGCCAUUCUGGGGUCAUAA
Lindgomyces ingoldianus is the source of this 1035-nucleotide messenger RNA. RefSeq lists its product as uncharacterized. Bases 1 to 1035 code for a protein of 344 amino acids. The record is from RefSeq and is a predicted model, not a curated record. Lineage: Eukaryota; Fungi; Ascomycota; Dothideomycetes; Pleosporales; Lindgomycetaceae. The transcript has a single exon.